Messenger RNA from Impatiens glandulifera, 1181 nucleotides. RefSeq names its product beta-glucosidase 12-like. Gene Ontology annotation, molecular function: beta-glucosidase activity. The record is from RefSeq and is a predicted model, not a curated record. The transcript is spliced from 9 exons. The coding region runs from base 1 to 1155 and encodes 384 amino acids. Gene Ontology annotation, biological process: carbohydrate metabolic process. Lineage: Eukaryota; Viridiplantae; Streptophyta; Magnoliopsida; Ericales; Balsaminaceae.
AUGGUCAUGGAAAAGAAACUAUUUCUUCUUCUUGUUCUUGCUCUCCUAGCCUUUCCUUCCCUCAUAAGUUGUCAACUUGAAUCUCUACCGUUGUAUGAUCUUACUACCUUAAACCGAAGUAGCUUUCCUCAAGGUUUCAUUUUCGGGGCUGCUACUGCAGCUUAUCAGUAUGAAGGUGCAGCAUCCGAAGCUGGCAAAGGCGUGAGUAUUUGGGAUAAAUUUACUAGCGAACAACCAUGGAAAAUUGCAGACGCUAGUGAUGGCAAAGUUGCACUUGAUUCUUACAAUCGUUACAAAGAAGACUUAGAGAUAUUGGAUAGCAUGGGCAUGGAUGCAUACAGAAUGUCAAUCUCAUGGACUAGAAUAUUACCCAAGGGAUCAUUGAAAGGUGGUAAAAAUGAGGAAGGCAUCCAACAUUACAGAAAACUAUUUGAUGACCUUGAAGCUAAAGGUAAAAAGCCUUUUGUGACUAUAUUUCACUGGGAUGCUCCUCAAGCACUUGAGGAUGAAUAUAUGGGUUUCCUCAGUCCUCAUAUUGUGAAAGAUUACGUGGACUAUGCAAAUAUUCUUUUCGAAGAAUUUGGAGAUAAAGUAAAACAUUGGAUUACAUUUAACGAGCCAUAUGUGUUUACUAUCGGCGGAUAUGUUAAUGGCAGUAUGGCUCCGGGUCGUUGCUCUCCUUGGUUAAAAGAGUUGAAUUGCACAGAUGGAGAUUCGGCUCUCGAACCUUAUUUAGUUGUUCAUCAUAUACUUCUUGCUCAUGCUGCCGCAGUAAAUUUAUAUAGAACAAAGUAUCAGGAAAAGCAAAAGGGUGAAAUUGGAAUCACCCAUGUUGCUGAUGGAAGGAUACCAUUCACAUUUUCAGUACAAGAUAGGGAGGCUACACAAAGGGCACGUGAUUUCAACUUUGGAUGGUUUGUGGAUCCUAUGGUUCACGGUGACUAUCCAGAGGUGAUGCGUCGCAUUGUUGGACUCCGACUUCCAAAAUUUACGAAAGAAGAAUCUACUUCGUUAAUAGGUUCAUAUGAUUUUAUCGGAGUGAAUUAUUAUACCUCCACGUACGUAUUCAAUAGAAAAAUUAUCGCCAAUCCAACUCAACAAACUUACUUCACCGAUACUCAUGGUUACACUUUAUGUAAGUGUUUAUUUAUUUAGUAAUUAUAUAAUCUCUUCACUUAAUU